Sorghum bicolor (sorghum) is the source of this 1745-nucleotide messenger RNA. RefSeq names its product tubulin alpha-1 chain. Bases 142 to 1497 code for a protein of 451 amino acids. Gene Ontology annotation, biological process: microtubule cytoskeleton organization; mitotic cell cycle. Gene Ontology annotation, molecular function: GTP binding; structural constituent of cytoskeleton. Lineage: Eukaryota; Viridiplantae; Streptophyta; Magnoliopsida; Poales; Poaceae. The transcript has 4 exons. The record is from RefSeq and is a predicted model, not a curated record. Gene Ontology annotation, cellular component: microtubule; cytoplasm.
AUAAAGCGAGCCGAGUGGGAGGAGCCGGAACCCUAGCCGAGCACCGCAGAGACAGGCGUCUUCGUACUCGCCUAUCUCCGCGACUCAAAAGCUUUCUCCCAUUCCCCACCGCCGCCGCCGUUCCACCCUUCCGACGACACCAUGAGGGAGUGCAUCUCGAUCCACAUUGGCCAGGCCGGUAUCCAGGUCGGAAACGCGUGCUGGGAGCUGUACUGCCUGGAGCAUGGCAUUCAGGCUGAUGGCCAGAUGCCCGGUGACAAGACUGUUGGGGGAGGUGACGAUGCUUUCAACACCUUCUUCAGUGAGACUGGCGCUGGCAAGCACGUUCCCCGUGCUGUGUUUGUUGACCUUGAGCCCACUGUCAUCGAUGAGGUGAGGACUGGUACCUACCGCCAGCUCUUCCACCCUGAGCAGCUCAUCAGUGGCAAGGAGGAUGCAGCCAACAACUUUGCCCGUGGUCACUACACCAUUGGCAAGGAGAUUGUUGACCUGUGCCUUGACCGCAUCAGGAAGCUUGCCGAUAACUGCACUGGUCUCCAGGGAUUCCUCGUCUUCAACGCUGUUGGUGGAGGAACGGGCUCUGGCCUUGGUUCCCUCCUCCUGGAGCGCUUGUCUGUAGACUACGGCAAGAAGUCCAAGCUCGGUUUCACUGUGUACCCGUCGCCCCAGGUCUCUACCUCGGUGGUUGAGCCAUACAACAGUGUCCUGUCCACCCACUCCCUCCUUGAGCACACUGAUGUGGCUGUCCUUCUCGACAAUGAGGCCAUCUAUGACAUCUGCCGUCGCUCCCUUGACAUUGAGCGCCCAACCUAUACCAACCUCAACAGGCUUGUGUCCCAGGUCAUCUCAUCCCUGACUGCUUCCCUGAGGUUCGAUGGUGCUCUGAACGUUGAUGUGAACGAGUUCCAGACCAACCUGGUGCCCUACCCGAGGAUCCACUUCAUGCUUUCUUCCUAUGCUCCAGUUAUCUCAGCUGAGAAGGCCUACCAUGAGCAGCUGUCCGUGGCCGAAAUCACCAACAGCGCCUUCGAGCCAUCCUCCAUGAUGGCCAAGUGUGACCCCCGCCAUGGCAAGUACAUGGCUUGCUGCCUCAUGUACCGUGGUGAUGUGGUCCCCAAGGAUGUGAACGCUGCUGUUGCCACCAUCAAGACCAAGCGCACCAUCCAGUUCGUGGACUGGUGCCCCACUGGCUUCAAGUGCGGCAUCAACUACCAGCCUCCGAGCGUGGUGCCUGGCGGUGACCUGGCCAAGGUGCAGCGCGCCGUGUGCAUGAUCUCCAACUCCACCAGCGUUGUGGAGGUGUUCUCCCGCAUCGACCACAAGUUCGACCUCAUGUACGCCAAGCGUGCCUUCGUGCACUGGUAUGUGGGUGAGGGUAUGGAGGAGGGUGAGUUCUCUGAGGCCCGUGAGGACCUGGCUGCACUGGAGAAGGACUAUGAGGAGGUCGGUGCUGAGUUUGAUGACGGCGAGGAUGGAGAUGAGGGAGAUGAGUACUAGAAGCUUGCUGGUGCGGUAUCGUUGGGCCUGUGUGCUGUUCUUAUCCCGUGAUCUGCCCAGAGUGUCUCGUUCUGUUAUGUGAGUCUGUUGGUUUCCGAACGUGUCUUCCAUUGUGUAGUUUACAACACCUGCUGUUGUAAGACUUGGUUAAUUCCCCCGCUUUGUCACUGGGUUAUUAAAAAUGUCGUUAUAAUGUAUGGUUGUCUACAUUGUUGCUUCUUGAUAAUUAAGAUGCUGUCGUCAUGUCA